Thermothielavioides terrestris NRRL 8126 is the source of this 1044-nucleotide messenger RNA. RefSeq lists its product as uncharacterized. The record is from RefSeq and is a predicted model, not a curated record. The transcript is spliced from 2 exons. The coding region runs from base 1 to 1044 and encodes 347 amino acids. NCBI's taxonomy places the organism in Eukaryota, Fungi, Ascomycota, Sordariomycetes, Sordariales, Chaetomiaceae.
AUGUCCCAGGGCGCGGCAUCGUCCUACCGUCACCUUGUGGCCUUUGCAUCGUGCUCCAUCGGCUUGCCGCGGCAUACACUGCACCAAAAGAUAGAAGCAGUCCGCGAGGCUGGCUUCGACGGCAUCGAGCUAUCGUUCCCGGAUCUGCAGGCUUAUGCCACCCGCCAUUUCGGCCGGGAAAUCGCCGAGGAUGACUACGGCUCGCUGUGUGAGGCAGCCAAAGCCGUGGGCACCAUGUGCGAGGGACACGGUCUGAGGGUGCUCGCCCUCCAGCCGUUCUCGAAGUUUGAAGGCUGGCCACCAGGAAGCCAACAACGCCAAGAUGCUUUCGCGCGCGCAAAGGCAUGGAUCGACAUCAUGGAGGCCGCCGGCACCGACUUGCUGCAGGUUGGCUCGUCAGACUCGCCAGACAUGUCGCGAGACGUCGACCAGUUGGCCGCAGACCUUGCGUCCCUGGCCGACAUGCUGGCGUCUCGGGGAUUCCGGCUCGCUUACGAGAACUGGUGCUGGGCAACAUGUGCACCAACGUGGAAGGACGUGUGGACCAUCGUCCAGAAGGCCGACCGGCCAAACAUUGGUCUCUGCCUUGACACAUUCCAGACAGCUGGAGGCGAGUGGGGAGACCCGACCACGAAGUCAGGGAGGAUCGAGGCCCCGGGGUUGACGUCGGCGGAUUUGUCCAGGGCAUACGCCGCCAGUCUCGGCGAGCUGGCUGAGAGCGUACCCGCCGACAAGAUCUACUUCCUCCAGAUCAGUGAUGCAUACCUUCUGGACCCGCCAUUGAACACCGCGGCUGACCCGGAAUCCGGCCUCAGGCCGAGGGCCCAAUGGAGUCACGAGCACCGACCGCUCCCGUACGAUGGCGGGUAUUUACCCAUCAGGGAGUUUGUGCAAGCUGUUCUUGCCACCGGUUUCCGAGGCUGGCUGAGCAUCGAGGUGUUCGAUGGCAAGUUCGAGGAGAAAUACGGCGAUAACCUAAGGGGGUUCGCGAAAAGAGCGAUGGAAGCUUGCCAAAGAUUGAUAGCGGAAUUAAGGGCGGAAUGA